AUGAAAAAUAACUUAAUAAAUAAUUAUUUUGUACUCUUAUUAUUUUAUAUAUUUUUAUUAAAAAUUAAAGAUGUAAAGUUAUCUACUGAUACUAGUAGUAUUCAUGAUACAAUCUCUGAUUCAGAUAUUAACUUAUUAUCAAUGGAAGAUAUUUCUCUCCUAUGUACUAAUGUUGAACAUCUACUAGAUAAUGAGAAAAAUAAAAUAUAUUAUUUACUUAUUUCUUAUAAAAAUUAUAAUGAUCAUUCUGUUGAAGAUGAAUCAAAAAUUAAUGAAUGUAUACAAAAACUUCAAAAUGAGAUUAGUGUAGAAUCAGAAAUUGAUUUAAAACUAGAUUCAAUGGAAUUAUUAAAAGUUCCUGUGAAAAUGCCAAAAUUAUUUGUAUUUGAAGUUCAUCCUAUAUUACAACUACCAGUUCAACCUCUUAAAUAUGUAGCAAAAUCUAUUCAAAUGAGUAAUAUUAGAGAAGAAGAUGUAACAAUCCCUUUGAAAGAUAUAGAUAUGAAAGAAUAUGAAAAUAAUGAAGAAUAUAAUACAAUAACCGAUACAAUUUCUGAUAUAAAAACAGAAUCGUCAAUAUCUAGUAAUAGUGAAGAUAAUCAAAGUGAAAAUAAUUAUAGAGGAGUUGGUAGUGAAGGUAGUUUUAUUUUGGAUGGUAGUAGUAAUUCUAUUCUAUCAUCAAUUCCAUCAAUUCCAUCAAUUCCAUCAAUUCCAUCAAUUCCAUCAAUUCCAUCACUCCCAUCACUCCCAUCACUCCCAUCACUCCCAUCACUUCCUUAUGACACAGAUCAUAGUAGUGCUUUAAAUAGUCAUAGAGAUAGUUCUAUAUAUUCACCAUUAACGACUGAUGUAUCUGAUUAA
Cryptosporidium muris RN66 is the source of this 861-nucleotide messenger RNA. RefSeq lists its product as uncharacterized. Bases 1 to 861 code for a protein of 286 amino acids. NCBI's taxonomy places the organism in Eukaryota, Apicomplexa, Conoidasida, Eucoccidiorida, Cryptosporidiidae. The record is from RefSeq and is a predicted model, not a curated record. The transcript has a single exon.